AUGUCCUCCUCUUUCCCAAACAAUCAGUCAGUCUCGUCAGCGCCUUACUAUACCUCACCACAAGCAGGUCAUCUUCGACCUGGUCAACCUCCACAAUCCCAUCCCAGUCCUAAUCUCGCCCCGAACUACGCGUACGGUUAUCAAAAUCAACAAGGAGGAAACAUACAAAACCUGAACGGUGGAGGUGAUCAACAUUACUUCACGCAUCAACCACAACCACCUACCGUGAAUUACAAUUAUACCAACCAACAACCACAACCUGAUUAUACCACUGCAUACCCUCAGCCCCAUCAACCGUACACACAAGCUCACGCACAGCAACGUAUCUAUUCGGUCUCUCCUCAGCCCCAGCCUCAGCUGUACCAAAAUUCUCCUUACUACCAACCUUCGCCUCAUCUUUCCGUAAGCCCCAUCACUUCAAAUUCGCCCGCACCAGCACCCAUCCCAUCUCGAUCCUAUCUCUCGCCCCAGCCUGUAUACCCUCGACCACCAUUCACCCCUCCAGCCGGCGGCGUAGACCCAUCUCUCGUCUGGUCUCAGCCCCCGCCUUCGCAAUCAUCCCACGCUUUCAACCCAUCACCGCAAUCAUUCACCAUUCCACCUUCAAACAUAUCUUCCGCACCUGUGUCUAGUUCUCCACGGAAGAUCAUCCUCAAAGUAGGCUCAAGAGCAGUCGCACCACAAGUGGACAUGGUAGGACAAGAAGAGACGAUGUAUACCGGUAGACCGAGAAGAGGAGCCUCCCAGAGAGCUCAAGCUCAGAUAGUCAGUUAUAGAGAAGAUGAUGAUGAUUUUGAGGAAGAUGGUCAAGGCGAAGAAGAUGCAGAAGGCGAAGAAGAGGAUGACGAGGUACCGGUAAAUCCAAUACCGAUCGUAUCGCUCAAACCUACUAGAUCAGGUAGGACAACAAAAGCACCAGAAAGAUAUGGGGAUGAUGAUGAUUUCGAAAACAAGUUGAUGCCUUCCAGUCCCCCCGAGAUCGAUCCCACUUCUAGAAGAACAAGUGGGAGAGCUAGAAAGAUGGUUAUGGAUCCGGAUGAUGAAGAUGAAGAGGAUUAUGUCCCCAAACCACCUCCUAGAAAUGCCUUCCCACCUAGAUCGACGAGAACUUCCCUAGGUUCAAUCAAUGCCGUUGAACCCCCUACGGCCGGUCCAUCAUAUACCAACGGGACCUCUAAACCUGCCAAGCGGAAUACUCGACAGUCCAGUCGUGUUAGACAUUCUUCAGCCGAUGCGGAGGAGUUCGAGCCUACAGAUGAUGGGAGUGUAUCGGAUGAACAUGCUUCGAGCGAUGCCUUAGGUAAUUACGAAGAUGAAGAGGAGGAAGAUGAUGAUUUGAUUUCGAGAUCAUCUCAAGAUUCACCUAGGAAAAGAAAACCUAAAUCUACAAGAAGAACCACAAGGUCCAUGCCGACUAGACGAAGUACACGGUCUACCAAUAAGCGUGCGGACCCAGAUUCGGAUGAUGAAUAUGGAGGAGGGGGAGGAAGAAGGAAUCUGAGAACUAGAACGUCGAAACCGAAUUAUCAUAUACCGACAUUAGAUGAUUUGAGUAAAGAGAUUAGUAUGGCUGAAGCUAUGGCUGCCGCUGCUAGACCGAACGGACGUCCUGCAGGUGUAGGUGGACUGAGCACUGGUGUGAGGUUUGGUGCGAGUGGAGGAAAUAAGGGAUUGCCAUGGAGUGUGAAAGGGAAAGAUCUCGCUCAGGCGAUGGGCGAUCCAGAUACCAGUGAUUCGGAUGAUUUUGCCUCUCCACUGAAAAGUGCUGGCGCGGGUGCUGGUGUUGGACCAUCUAUAUCUACUGCUGGACCUGUCCAGCGAACAAACGCUGUAGGACCUUCGGAUGUACCGAAUUAUGGAAGAAUCAAUCCUAAAUCAAAUAUGGCUGAUGCCGAUCCCCUGGGUGUUGAUAUGAAUGUUACCUUUGACAAUGUUGGAGGAUUAGAUGACCAUAUCGAUCAACUGAAAGAAAUGGUUGCUCUUCCUCUACUUUAUCCUGAGCUAUUCCAACAAUUCGGAAUCACUCCUCCUCGAGGUGUAUUAUUCCACGGUCCACCAGGUACAGGUAAAACGCUCCUCGCGAGAGCUUUAGCAGCAUCCUGUAGUACUGGGAAUACCAAGAUUGCCUUUUUCAUGCGUAAAGGUGCAGAUGUACUAUCAAAAUGGGUCGGUGAAGCCGAAAGACAGUUGAGGAUGUUGUUCGAAGAGGCUAGAGCGUGUCAGCCUAGUAUCAUCUUUUUUGAUGAGAUCGAUGGUAUUGCUCCUGUCAGGAGUAGUAAACAAGAUCAGAUCCACGCUUCUUUGGUAUCCACUCUUUUAGCCUUGAUGGACGGUAUGGACGGUCGAGGCCAAGUGAUUGUAAUAGGAGCAACAAACAGACCCGAUGCGGUCGAUCCUGCACUUCGUCGACCCGGUAGAUUCGAUCGAGAGUUCUACUUCCCCUUGCCCAACAAAGCAGCUAGAAAGAAGAUCAUCCAGAUCAACACUAAGAAGUGGGAUCCACAAUUAUCAGAUGAAUUCUUGGAGAAAUUGGCACAAUUGACUAAAGGGUAUGGUGGUGCGGAUCUACGUGCAUUAUGUACGGAAACUGCACUGAACGCUAUUCAGAGACGAUAUCCUCAGAUAUACAAGACCGCGGACAGGUUACAGCUGGAAACCAAAUCGAUAAAUGUGUCUGCGAAGGAUUUCAUGAUGUCUAUCAAAAAAAUCGUUCCUUCAUCUGCUCGAUCCACAUCCUCAGCGGCGGUUCAACUCCCCUCUCACCUCGUACCCCUUCUCUCAGCUCCACUAGAACGAAUUAGAAAAGCUAUAGAUCAUGUACUUCCACCUAGGAAGAACGCGACUGCUCUGGAGGAAGCUGAGUAUGAAGAGGAAGAAGGUGAUAGUUUUGAGAAACAUAUGAUGUUGCAGUCAUUGGACAAGCUACGCACAUUCCGACCUAGAAUACUCGUUCAUGGUGAAGCUGGUAUGGGUCAGACAUACCUUGGUCCUGCGAUUUUACAUCAUCUCGAAGGGUUCCAUGUGCAGAGUUUCGAUCUGGGCACUCUGUUAGGUGACUCGACUAGAUCAAUCGAAGCAGCUGUCGUGCAAUUGAUAAUCGAAGCUAAACGACAUCAACCUUCCAUCAUUUUUGUACCUUCUCUAUCAGCUUGGGAGACUACUAUAUCCGAUACUGCUCGAGCUACCAUCAAAACGCUACUAGAUGGUAUUUCGCCCUCUGACCCGAUUUUAUUGUUGGGUGUAUCGGAUGCGACUAUCGACCAGCUCCCGAUUGAUGUUAGAGGGUUGUUCGGCUUUGGGCCUGAGAACAGGAUAGGGCUGGAGAUGCCUACUAAGUCUGAAAGAACAGCCUACUUCGCCGACCUCAUGGCUGCUCUUCAUCGUCCACCGACCGAAUUCCCUGAUGGUAUGCCACGAAAGAAACGAGUUUUCGAGGUAUUGCCCUUAGCAGCCCCUCUUCCACCUCGUCAACCUACUGCUGCGGAAUUGCUAAGAGAAGAUGAGAAGGAUCAAGCUGCUAGAGAUAUGAUCUUCCAAUCGUUCGUUCAUCUCGUGAGAGAUUUCGUGAAGAGGUAUAGAAAGCCAGCUGCGACCAUUAAGGACGACGCUAUUGCCUACUCGAACUAUUUGGCGGAGCAAGCUGCUGCCAAGGCUGCUGCGCCUGCGCCUGCGCCAGUAUCCGAAGUUGCUGAAUCUGAUGUUGCCGCUGUGAUACCUACCACCGAUGGAGACGUGGCUAUGGCGAUCGAUCCGGUUAUUCCUCCUGUGGACAUAGUCAUUGACCCACUCCCAGCUGCCGACGCUCCUCUAGAGGCCGCCCCUCUAGAACAACCGACUGUUCCUGUGGAACCCGUAUGGCAAGCACAUCCUAUCGAUGUCGACACUUUGCAAUAUAAAUUGCUCAAACACAAGUAUUACACACCUUCGGAUUUCUUAAGUGACAUAGCCAAGAUUGAAGAGAAUGCUGAGAAGGUUGCUGAGCCUGACCGAAUGGGUAGGAUCCAGGAGAUGGCCAGUAGUGCUCGAUAUCAUGUUCAGGGCUUUGAUCAGAAAUGGUUGCCUGAAUUUGAGCGGUACAAGGAGAGGAUGAUCGCUAAGAAAGCUGAAAGGAAGAGGCAGAAAGAGCAAGCGAAGGGAGUAGACAAAGAGGUCAUUGCUAAUGAUGGGGAUGAACAGCAGCAGGAGCAGGUCCAUGGAGAAAUGGAAGGGGAAGGGUCGAGUUUAAAGAGGAUCAGAGAGGAUGAUCACGAUCAAGAUGAGAGUCAGGGUAGGGAAAAGAGAGUGAGAGAAGAUGGGAUGGAGGUGGAGGUGGAGAAUGGGAAUCAACCUCAACCUCAAGCUUCACACGAUGAUAGCUCCGCUACAGGUCUGACUGUGAAUGGCAACUCGAAUGGAGAUUCCUCAUCGAGCGAUGUAGUACCAAGUGUACCUCCACCUUCAGUGGCUCAUCCGCCAUUCAUCUUAUCUGACGAAUCUAUCCGGUCCCUUAAAUUGGAUUUGGACCUAAUUACCAGCACGUUCAAUGUCGAUCAGUUGGAACAACUUCGAGCAAGCUUGUUUGAUAUCAUCUGGAGAGGAAGGGGCGAGUGGGAUAGGACGGGUAUGGUAGAGAAGAUGAGAGAGAGGGUGGUAGAGUGGGGUCAAGAGGUAGAGAGAUGGAAGGACAGCGGGAGAGUGUGA
Kwoniella botswanensis is the source of this 4680-nucleotide messenger RNA. RefSeq lists its product as uncharacterized. Gene Ontology annotation, cellular component: nucleus. The record is from RefSeq and is a predicted model, not a curated record. The transcript has 13 exons. Lineage: Eukaryota; Fungi; Basidiomycota; Tremellomycetes; Tremellales; Cryptococcaceae. Gene Ontology annotation, biological process: positive regulation of transcription by RNA polymerase II. Gene Ontology annotation, molecular function: histone binding; ATP binding; ATP hydrolysis activity. Bases 1 to 4680 code for a protein of 1559 amino acids.